AAAACAUCUAAAAUGUAUCUGAGAACAUUUAUUCAAUUACUAAUGAUUGCAUUGAUUCUUGGCGAAGAGAAUCUACCUAAUAAGGAUCUACCCGAUAAGGAUCUACCCGAGAAGGAUCUACCCGAUAAAGAUCUACCCGAGAAGGAACUACCCAAUAAGGAUCUACCCGAGAAGGAUCUUGUGCAACCCCGAAUUUUUGGAGGAAGACCAACUACUCAAGGGGAAUUGGGAGGCUUCGCUGUGCAGAUCUUCCGAGAGAAUCAGUUGACAUGCACUGGAAAUUUGUUGAGCGAACGUCACAUUCUCACGGCAGCUCAUUGUCUCGAUGAUGCGAACUAUGGAGACUUUCAUGUGGUCGCUGGCGAAACAGAUGUGCAAAAUUAUUUCUAUAGAGAUAGAAACUAUUUGCGUGGCGUUGCGAUACAUCCCGAUUACGAUAAAUACAACUUUAUUGCUGAUAUUGCGGUGUUAAGUGCUCAAGCUCCUAUGAGAGGAAGGGGCAUUGGAUACAUACCGCUAUGCAAGGGGGAUCUAUCUGCUGGGAGUAUGGUUACCGUGGCUGGCUGGGGAAAAAACGAUGCAUAUGAUAAUACACUGCGUUCAAUUAGGGUUCCUAUCGUAUCCAAGUCGGAGUGCAAUGGAAUGCUCGGCAGAAGGAUGCCCAUGAAUGUGAUCUGUGCCGCCGGCUAUAAUGGAAAAACAAUGUGCCAUGGCGACUCUGGCGGUCCACUGAUCUUCAAUGAUCAACUGUGCGGUAUUAAUAUUUGGACAUAUGAAUGUGGCAACUACGUAAAGCCCGAUGUCUUUAUGAGCGUCUACUACUAUAAAAACUUUAUAUAUAGUGCCAUGAGUGAAUUGGGAGAUUAGGUGGACUUUAUAAAGGCCCUCAAAGGUAUAAGAAAUGUCUGGAAAUUUCUGUAAAAAUGACAUGAAAAUUUCAACAAUUAUAUCUAACAAGGUUUUUGGUCAAUUUGAGCACUUUUAAAAUUAUAAAAUUCAUCUAAUAAAAGCAGUAUACAGUUAAAAAUA
Drosophila innubila is the source of this 1029-nucleotide messenger RNA. Its product is annotated as seminase. The record is from RefSeq and is a predicted model, not a curated record. The coding region runs from base 13 to 867 and encodes 284 amino acids. Gene Ontology annotation, molecular function: serine-type endopeptidase activity. Lineage: Eukaryota; Metazoa; Arthropoda; Insecta; Diptera; Drosophilidae. The transcript has a single exon. Gene Ontology annotation, biological process: proteolysis.